Molecule: messenger RNA, 2301 nt
Organism: Anopheles aquasalis
Lineage: Eukaryota; Metazoa; Arthropoda; Insecta; Diptera; Culicidae
Gene: Phm
Product: Peptidylglycine-alpha-hydroxylating monooxygenase
Biological process (GO): peptide metabolic process
Cellular component (GO): membrane; extracellular region
Molecular function (GO): oxidoreductase activity, acting on paired donors, with incorporation or reduction of molecular oxygen, reduced ascorbate as one donor, and incorporation of one atom of oxygen; copper ion binding
Source: RefSeq, a predicted model, not a curated record
CGCGUAAAGGAGGCUUCCUUUGGCCAGCUCGGACUCCAGCGAGCAUAGUCCUUCAGCUCGCGUUGGGUCGUGAGCACGCGCGGCAUCGUCCGGUUUAUUCAGCACCAGCAUCAGCAGGAGCAGCAGGAGCAGCCACCGUGGUGGGGCGACGUGCGUGCGUAAAUCCCCCGUUUCACAUCUUUCCACAGGUGUGUACGUGUGCCUGUGCGCGUGUGUGUGUCGCGGUCGGUUGUGCUUGGUUGAUUGUGGCUCGAUUGUGGCUGUCGCGGCUCAUCAUCAUCAGCAGCAGAAGCAGAAGCAAAGUGUGUCUCCCUAUUGAUUCGUGCGCGAGAAGUGCCGUGACGUUGUGCGUGUUUUGUGCGUUUGUGUGUGGUUAACAAACAACCCAACAAUGCUGGAACGGCGGGAGCAGCGGCCAGCUUCGUCACGAUACCAUAUGGUAGCAUCCAGCAGCAACAACAGCACCAGGAGCACCAGCAACAGCAUCCCUCGCAAAAGCAAUAACCUGCCGCCGUUAGUCAUCAUGAGCUGCUGUUGGGUGUUGGUGGUACUGUGCGGAUGCCUGGCCAUCGGUGGUGUUCCGUUGGCCAGCGGGCUUCCCGAGGGUGGUGGCGAUUUCCCGGUGGGACGGUUCCCCUUCCUGAUGCCCAAAGUGGUACCCUACAAGCCCGAACUCUACCUCUGCACACCGGUCAAGGUGGAUUACACCAAGAGCUACUAUAUCGUGGGCUUCGAACCGAAUGCAACCAUGGCCACCGCUCACCAUAUGCUACUGUACGGGUGCGAUACUCCCGGAUCGGAGUCGGCCGUGUGGAACUGUGGCGAGAUGGCAGGCGCUAGCGAGUACAGCCACAGUCCGUGUGCGAGUGGCGCACCGCAACAGAUCAUCUACGCUUGGGCCCGCGAUGCGCCGAAACUGGCGCUACCGGAUGGGGUUGGCUUUAAGGUGGGCAAGGAUUCACCGAUUAAGUACAUCGUGCUUCAGGUGCACUACGCACAUAUUGACCAUUUCAAAGAUGGCAAAACGUCGGACGAUUCGGGCAUCUUCAUCCACUACACGACGCAGCCACAGCCGAAGCAAGCGGGCGUGAUUCUACUCGGUACCGCCGGCUAUAUCCGCCCAAUGGCCACCGAGUACAUGGAGACACUGUGCGACGUGACGGAGGAUAAGGUGAUCUAUCCGUUCGCCUACCGGACGCACACACACAGCCUCGGCCGGGUAGUGUCGGGCUAUCGGAUCCGUAAGGACGAAUCCGGUGACGACCACUGGACGCUGCUGGGUAAGCGGGAUCCCCUGACGCCCCAGAUGUUCUAUCCGGUGGAAAAUAGUGAACCGAUCCGGAAGAACGAUCGACUAGCCGCACGCUGCACAAUGGAGAGCAAUCGUACCCGGGUGACCAAGAUAGGUGCCACGAACGAGGACGAGAUGUGCAACUUCUAUCUGAUGUACUUCGUGGAUCAGGGUGAACCGCUGCAGAUGAAGUACUGCUUCAGCAAUGGUCCACCGUCGUUCCAUUGGACCAACCAGGAGACGCAGCUAAAUCACAUUCCCGACCUAGACGCGAGUACGCUGUAAGGGGUCGUAGGGUCAUCUGUCGUGCGUUAACCGCGUUCCCUCACGCCCUGCCCUUCGUUGACAGCAGCGAUGGAGUUUUGCCCCGUUCAGCGCUCUUCACCCUCAUUCGCCCGAUCAAGGGACGAGAAUCUGCGUGUGCCCGUUCACUUUGCCGGAGUACGAAUGUCCAUAUCACAAUUUUAAAACGCUGCAGAAACAAAUCCACUCCCCGGUAUAAUGGGAUGAGAAGAGAACGAUAGAGGAGGAAAACUGUAGGAAAAACCAAAACGCACUGGGCAGUUGGCGCAGAGUUGUUCUUUUGUGCUUCCCGGCGGCAGCAAGCAGUUGCUAGGUUACGGUUAUGUUGCGCUGAAAGAUUUCAUUCUAGUCAACCGUAUGGGGAGCAGCGCACCUGUGGCAUCCUGUAGGUUUGCAAUGGCUUUUAUGGAGCGUGGAGUUAUCAGGAUAAUCAUGGAAAGAGGAUGGUAAGGCUGGAGAAUGAAGACUUUUGCGGAACCGAUGGUACAACCACGAUACAGUGGCAUGGAUAGAGAUGGUGCGGUGCGCAGAGGGAGAGAGAGGAGGGAAGGUACUUACAAGAUAUAGCAGACACGAUUCCGGCGGCAUCCGAUGUCCUCCAUCGGAGCAGUGACCCAGGCUCCCUCACUGGAUGUUGGUAUAUUUACUUGAUCGUGUGCUGCGACGAUUUAAAGCUUGUUAAUGAAUAGAGCCGGAUGGGAAGCGAA